Messenger RNA from Tribolium castaneum (red flour beetle), 2176 nucleotides. It is a transcript of the gene car, whose product is annotated as carnation. The record is from RefSeq and is a predicted model, not a curated record. Gene Ontology annotation, biological process: intracellular protein transport; vesicle-mediated transport. Lineage: Eukaryota; Metazoa; Arthropoda; Insecta; Coleoptera; Tenebrionidae. Bases 206 to 1990 code for a protein of 594 amino acids. The transcript is spliced from 4 exons. Gene Ontology annotation, cellular component: lysosome; CORVET complex.
CGGCAAACGUUCAUGAAUCAUAAACCUUAGCGCCAUCUCGCACCACUCCUUCGAACAUUGCAAAAUAAAACAACCCCAAAGGCCCACAAUCACCCAAAUCCCCAAUUUUGUCAUCGCCCCAAAAUUGUAAAUCACCCCAUUGUCACCACAUGUCACAGUGACAGCUAACCUCAAACAACUGUCACAGUGACAGCUAACCUCGAAAAUGUCAUCUCAUUUACAAGGGGGCCGCGUUGACAUAUCCCUCAUCCAAACGGCGGCCCGUAACAACCUCAUCACCCUCCUGGAGAAAUGCCCAGGCCCCAAAGCCAUCGUUUGGGACAACUCGCUUGCGGGCCCCGUGGGACUCAUCGCCCAAUACGCAGUCUUGAAGGAACAUUCGGUCACUAAAAUGUUCCCCCUGCGCCCCACACCACUCCCAGAAACAGACGUAGCCCACGUUAUCUUCAUAACGCGCCCCAAACUGCACCUAAUGGACUUUGUGGGCUACAACGUCCACGCCGACUGCAAGACCAAAACCGGCUCCAAAAAGCAAUACCACGUGUUUUUCGUCCCGAAAAAGAGCCUCCUGUGUCUGGAGCGCCUCAAGCAUAACGGAGUGUACGGCAGUGUGAGUUUAGUUGAAGAGUUCCGCUGUGAGUUAUUCCCGUUUGACUCCGAUGUUGUCUCGAUGGAAAUUUCUGAAGUUUUCCGCGAGUACACGCUUGAAAACGACCCGACUUAUUUGUACCAAACGGCACAGGCGAUCAUUUUUUUGCAAAAAUUGUACGGCCCCAUUCCGCGCGUGUGGGGCAAAGGCCCGGCCGCGCGCCAGGUGUGGGAGCUGGUGACGCGGCUCCAGCGCGAGAAGAACGCCCCCUUGAAGACGAAUCAGACGUCCACCAUCGACCAGAUCCUGCUGAUUGACCGCGGGGUGGACCUGAUAACCCCCUUGGCCACGCAACUGACCUACGAGGGGCUCAUUGACGAGAUUUUCGGCAUAAAUAACUCGACUGCCCAGUUCCCCAUUGACAAUUUCUUGAGCAGCGAAGAGCGCACCUCUGAGUCGCUCUCCGAAGACAAGAAACAAAUCAUCUUGAAUUCAGCCGACAAGUUAUUUGCCGACAUCCGCGAUAAGAAUUUUAACGCCGUGGGGGCGUUUUUGUCGAAGCAGGCGAAGGCGAUCAGUGUGCAGUUGGAUAAUAGUCAGGAGCGGUCCGUGCAAGAGAUGAAGUUAUAUGUGCAGAAGCUGCCGCAGAUUUUGGCCAAGAAGAAGGCUUUGGCGCAUCACACGGCCAUUGCGGAGUGCAUUAAAGAAGUGACUGAUGGUUACGAAUUUUUGGACACGCUACAAACGGAACAGGAGUUUUUGAAUUGCAUUGAAGUGGAUAAAGCUAGUCCGUAUAUCGAGGAUUUGAUCGCACAUGCCAAGCCUCUGGUCAAGGUUUUGAGACUGAUUUGUUUGCAGUGUAUUACCAGCUCGGGGCUCAAGCCCAAAGUGCUGGAGCAUUACAAGAGGGAGCUGGUUCAGGUGUAUGGCUUACAAGCGCUCCUCGCCAUCACAAACCUGGAAAAAGUGGGCCUUUUAAAGGUCCAAUCAGGAACCCGACAAUACACAGUCCUACGCAAAGCCCUAAGACUCACAAUGGAAGACACAUCUGAAAUAAACCCAACUGACAUAAGCUACGUACACAGCGUUUACGCCCCCUUAAGCGUACGCCUAGCCGAACAAGUAACGAAAAACGGGGGCUGGAAACAACUACAAGACGUUUUGGGGCUUUUACCGGGCCCCACACUUGACGAAACGCCCCCUAUCCCAAACUGUUUAGCCCCAAAUAACUCGGACACGCCGUCCGUGGUUCUGGUCUUUUUUAUUGGGGGCUGCACAUUUGCAGAGAUUUCGGCCUUGAGGUUUUUGUCACAACAAGAGGACUCGAACGUCGAGUUUGUGAUCGCGACGACGAAGCUGAUAAAUGGGACCAAUUUUUUGAAAUCUAUUAUUGAUGUGUAAAUAUUUUUUAUUUAAUUUUUCUAAUAACGUAUAGGGCUUUCAAGUAAAUUUCUGACUUAAGUUGGCAAUCUUAACUUUCAAAUGCAAACGCCAGUGUUGCCAAUUCAUUUUCACAGUCACGGGUUACUUGAUUGACAAUUAAAUGUAUAAAACCUUGUAAAAGUAAUAAUAAAUGUUUAAACCUUA